This is a messenger RNA of Striga asiatica, 1767 nucleotides long. Lineage: Eukaryota; Viridiplantae; Streptophyta; Magnoliopsida; Lamiales; Orobanchaceae. The record is from the annotation of a GenBank genome assembly.
AGAGAGAGAGAGAGAGAGGAGUUGCAGAGGGAAGAGCGCUCCCAGCUGUUGGCCAUUUAUUGCCUUUGUUCCUAACGAGGAACUUCAAAGCACUAUAAACUUAGUUAAUUACUUUAAUGCUGUUCGAAAUGCAUUUGCAUUUCGCUAUUUAGUUCCACAUUUCGUGAUAUAUUCACUCACACAUACUCGUUGGUGGGUAGAAUGUGGACUAUUAGUUGAAGAGUGAAGACAUCUUUUAGCUCUUCCUGGAAAAAAGGCCCUUUUUUUCUUUUCUUUUUCUUUUUUUUUUUCCUUCUUUCUGUCUUGCUGGGUACUAUGGCGGAAGAGAUUUGUUUCUUCACAAAGGACACAAUAAUCAUCAAAACUCCCAAGAAAUCUUCUGCUUCAUUGAGGAUGUUGGUCUUAGUAUUCACAAUGGCUUGUGGCGUUUAUAUCUGUUCUAUCUGCUUGAAGCAAACUAGUGCUCCAACUAAUACUAAGCUUGUAAACCUCCAAGUUAGUCAGAGGCAUUGUCAAGAUAACAACAUGAAUUCAUCUCACACUCCCUACUUACACUAUCCGAAUCCGACUUCAUUCAGCAGGGCUGAAUGUGGCUGUAAUCCUGUGCGGUUUUUUGCCAUUUUGUCGAUGCAAAGAUCGGGAAGCGGAUGGUUUGAGACCCUUUUGAACAACCACACUAAUGUGAGCUCGAAUGGCGAGAUAUUUUCUCACAAGGAGAGGCGAAGCAAUUUUUCAUCAAUUAGGUCAACUAUGGAUAGAGUUUACAACUUGGAUUGGUUUAGUAGUGCCUCAAAGAAUGAUUGCUCAGCUGCAGUUGGCUUCAAAUGGAUGCUUAAUCAGGGUUUAAUGGACCACCACAAGGAAAUCAGUGACUAUUUUAACACCAAGGGCGUAUCCGUAAUUUUUCUUUUCCGCAGAAAUCUGCUCCGCCGGAUGGUCUCUGUGCUCGCCAAUUCUCAUGAUCGUUAUGCUAAGCUCCUCAACGGAACCCACAAGUCACAUGUACACUCGAAUGAAGAGGCUAAUACCCUCUCAAGUUAUAAACCGAUAAUCAAUUCAACAUCGUUGUUGAUGGAUUUAAAGCUCAUGGAGAAGAUGGUUUUCGAGGCUCUACAGAAUUUUAGCAAAACACGGAACAUUGUCCUUUAUUAUGAAGACAUCGUCAAAAAUAGAACUAAAUUGAUGGAUGCUCUAGAGUUUCUAGAUUUACCGAAAAUGGAGCUAAGUAGUGGGCAGGUUAAGAUACACAAAGGAUCAUUGUUUGAGCACAUACAGAAUUGGGAAGAUGUAGUCAAGAUUUUACAAGGAACGUCUUACGAGAGCUUCCUUCACACUGAUUAAUCUGUUGGCAAAUGCUAAUAUGAGCAAACUAACCUUCUUCUAACAUGAGCCGGUUAUGUUUUUGAAUUCACCCCUUUUUAUCCUUUACUUACAAAAUGUAUAGGUCUUUAAUUUAUGUAUUUGAGAGGGUCAAGGCAAUGUGAUAUCGAUAUAGAUGACAUCGAUUUAUGAAGCCAUUGACUAAAACGUAUGCCUAGUUUUUAAAAAUAUUAGAGGUUCUUGAAACAAUUGAAUUGAAAGAAUUAGAGGGAAAGGUUCGGAGGGAAAGUCAAUCUUUAUUAUGAAGAUGAACUGUCUUCUUGUUAACGGGCUGGGGAUGUAAUAGUGGAGGUUCUUGAUAUAAUGAAAUUGAAAGAUUCUACAAGAAGGCUAGAAUAGAAUGCAAUUGGAUUAUUAUAAUUAUUAUUAUUAUUAUUAUUAUUAUUA